AUGUGGAACGCGACGCCGAGCGAGGAGCCGGGGCCCAACCUCACGCUGCCGGACCUGGGCUGGGACGCUGCCCCUGACAACGACUCGCUGGUCGAUGAGCUGCUGCCGCUCUUCCCCGCGCCGCUGCUGGCGGGCGUCACAGCCACCUGCGUGGCGCUCUUCGUGGUGGGCAUCGCGGGCAACCUGCUCACCAUGCUGGUGGUGUCGCGCUUCCGCGAGCUGCGUACCACCACCAACCUCUACCUGUCCAGCAUGGCCUUCUCCGACCUACUCAUCUUCCUCUGCAUGCCCCUCGACCUCGUCCGCCUCUGGCAUUACCGGCCCUGGAACUUGGGUGACCUGCUCUGCAAACUCUUCCAGUUCGUCAGCGAGAGCUGCACCUACGCCACGGUGCUCACCAUCACCGCGCUGAGCGUCGAACGCUACUUCGCCAUCUGCUUCCCGCUGCGGGCCAAGGUGGUGGUCACCAAGGGCCGGGUGAAGCUGGUCAUCCUGGUCAUCUGGGCCGUGGCCUUCUGCAGCGCCGGGCCCAUCUUCGUGCUGGUCGGGGUGGAGCAUGAGAACGGCACCGACCCUCGGGACACCAACGAGUGCCGCGCCACAGAGUUCGCGGUGCGCUCGGGACUGCUCACCGUCAUGGUGUGGGUGUCCAGCGUCUUCUUCUUCCUCCCUGUUUUCUGCCUCACUGUGCUCUACAGCCUCAUCAGCAGGAAGCUGUGGAGGAGGAGACGCGGCGAGGCAGCGGUGGGCGCCUCGCUCAGGGACCAGAACCACAAACAAACCGUGAAGAUGCUGGCUGUAGUGGUUUUUGCUUUCAUCCUCUGCUGGCUGCCCUUCCAUGUAGGGCGAUAUUUAUUUUCCAAAUCCUUCGAGCCUGGUUCCUUGGAGAUUGCUCAGAUCAGCCAAUACUGCAACCUCGUCUCCUUCGUCCUCUUCUACCUCAGUGCCGCCAUCAACCCCAUUCUGUACAACAUCAUGUCCAAGAAGUACCGGGUGGCAGUGUUCAAACUUCUGGGAUUUGAACCCUUCUCCCAGAGGAAGCUCUCCACUCUGAAGGAUGAAAGUUCUAGGGCCUGGACAGAAUCUAGUAUUAAUACAUGA
This is a messenger RNA of Mesoplodon densirostris (Blainville's beaked whale), 1101 nucleotides long. It is a transcript of the gene GHSR, whose product is annotated as growth hormone secretagogue receptor. The transcript is spliced from 2 exons. Gene Ontology annotation, cellular component: plasma membrane. NCBI's taxonomy places the organism in Eukaryota, Metazoa, Chordata, Mammalia, Artiodactyla, Ziphiidae. Bases 1 to 1101 code for a protein of 366 amino acids. Gene Ontology annotation, molecular function: growth hormone secretagogue receptor activity. The record is from RefSeq and is a predicted model, not a curated record. Gene Ontology annotation, biological process: hormone-mediated signaling pathway; G protein-coupled receptor signaling pathway.